CACACUACAAUCAGUGAUUCACGAUCAACCAGCGAAGCCGAGAUAGAUUGUUAAAAAUAAAUAAAUUCUUAAGUGUUUUUUUUUAUACCGAAUAACGCACAAUUCUUAACGAACGCCGCGAGCGUAUAAAAGUGCCAAAUUUACAAACGCCGCGCAGCCGUUGUUUUUUUUAUUGUUCAUUGUAUCCCCCAAUAACCCAGCCUGUGCGUGUUUUUGAGUGCGCGUUUCUGUGUGUGUGUGUGAGUUUGUGUGAAAGGAAGAAAAAAAGUGUACAGCCGACGCCGACGACGCGCAGACGCAACGCAACGACAAAUUGCAGGGCGCAGAAUUGAAUUGAAAAACGAGAAACAACACAAAACUAAUUAAAAAGAAUUGAAAAAGAGUAAACCAAAAAAAAAAAAAAACUAAAUAAGGUGGCACCACCCACCUAUCCGAAAACGAUAAUCAAAUAAAAUAACAGUUAAACGAAACGAAAAUGGGUUGUGCCGUGAGUACAGCAAGAGAUAAAGAAGCCAUCGAACGUUCGAAGAACAUUGAUCGGGCGCUGCGAGCAGAGGGCGAACGUGCAGCUUCGGAGGUGAAAUUGCUGCUUUUGGGCGCCGGUGAAUCUGGCAAAUCAACUAUAGUCAAACAGAUGAAGAUUAUACACGAAACCGGCUAUUCGCAGGAGGAGUGUGAGGAAUAUCGACGCGUUGUCUAUAGCAAUACGGUACAAAGUCUGAUGGUCAUAAUACGGGCCAUGGGACGACUUAAAAUUGAAUUUGCCGAUCCCGGUAGAACGGAUAUUGCCCGACAAUUCUUCACACAUGCCUCGGCGGCCGAUGAGGGAUUACUCUUACCCGAAAUUGUAUUGCUAAUGAAGAAACUUUGGGCCGAUGGCGGUGUACAGCAAUCAUUUGCACGCUCACGUGAAUACCAAUUAAACGAUUCGGCUGGCUAUUAUCUCAAUUCAUUAGAUCGUAUUGCGCAACCGAACUAUAUACCCACACAACAGGAUGUACUCCGGACACGAGUGAAGACCACGGGCAUCAUUGAGACGCAUUUCUCCUGCAAACAGUUGCACUUUAAACUCUUUGAUGUGGGCGGUCAACGUUCGGAGCGUAAAAAGUGGAUACAUUGCUUUGAAGGAGUCACUGCCAUAAUUUUCUGUGUUGCAUUGUCGGGUUAUGAUCUCGUUUUAGCGGAAGAUGAGGAAAUGAAUCGUAUGAUUGAAUCACUAAAACUCUUUGAUUCCAUAUGUAAUUCCAAAUGGUUUGUGGAGACAUCCAUUAUAUUGUUUCUGAAUAAGAAGGAUCUGUUUGAAGAGAAAAUCAAACGUUCACCGCUGACGAUAUGUUUCCCAGAGUACACAGGUUCAAAUACCUUUGAGGAGGCAGCCAAUUAUAUACGCAUGAAAUUCGAGAAUCUCAAUAAACGGAAAGACCAAAAGGAGAUCUAUACGCAUCUCACCUGCGCCACAGAUACGAAUAAUGUGAAAUUUGUAUUCGAUGCCGUUACCGAUGUCAUUAUCAAGAAUAAUCUUAAGCAAAUUGGUCUAUUUUAAGUUUUAUAUAUAUUUUAAUAUAUAUAUAUAUAUAUAUAUUUUUUUUUUUGCUGGGGGAAAAGAUUAUGAAGUGAUUCAAGCGUUGUAGUAUUAAAAGGAAGUACGCAAAAAGACAGACAUUUCCAUUACAUUCAUAAUUAAGAAUAUAACAAAAAAAAAAAACAAAAAUUUUUUACAUAUACGUAAAAUUUACACUCCAUAAUAACAAACAUACCUAUAUCUUUA
This is a messenger RNA of Drosophila willistoni, 1768 nucleotides long. It is a transcript of the gene Galphai, whose product is annotated as G protein alpha i subunit. Lineage: Eukaryota; Metazoa; Arthropoda; Insecta; Diptera; Drosophilidae. The transcript has 5 exons. Gene Ontology annotation, biological process: adenylate cyclase-modulating G protein-coupled receptor signaling pathway. Bases 476 to 1543 code for a protein of 355 amino acids. Gene Ontology annotation, molecular function: G-protein beta/gamma-subunit complex binding; G protein-coupled receptor binding; GTP binding. Gene Ontology annotation, cellular component: heterotrimeric G-protein complex. The record is from RefSeq and is a predicted model, not a curated record.